Messenger RNA from Oncorhynchus masou masou (cherry salmon), 4061 nucleotides. It is a transcript of the gene epb41a, whose product is annotated as erythrocyte membrane protein band 4.1a. The transcript is spliced from 18 exons. The record is from RefSeq and is a predicted model, not a curated record. The coding region runs from base 95 to 2494 and encodes 799 amino acids. NCBI's taxonomy places the organism in Eukaryota, Metazoa, Chordata, Actinopteri, Salmoniformes, Salmonidae. Gene Ontology annotation, molecular function: structural molecule activity; actin binding. Gene Ontology annotation, biological process: cortical actin cytoskeleton organization. Gene Ontology annotation, cellular component: plasma membrane; cytoskeleton.
UAACACACAUGGAAUUGCCACUCUGUUUGUCUAAUGCGUGAAAGUAAUAGGCGACCAACCGUCGAUAUUCACGGAGGAGUAUUUCUUUAUUUUCAUGAAAUAUAUAGAAAAAGCUGUUGCCAUGACGACAGACGAGGAGAAAGAGCGACAGCAGCAAAAGAAGCCCAGCCAGCAGGAGGCAGAGCAGCAUCAGGCCACGCCCCCUGACCACGGGCCCUCUGAGUCCCAGGCUUCCAGCACUCCCGUCACCUCGCCCCAAAGCCCCGGCUCGCCCUCCUCACCCCAGGAGGAGGUGCAGCUGAGACCCCGCCAGCGCACCUCGGCCGACCGUGGCCUCUCGCGACUCUUCUCCUCUUUCCUGAAGAGGAGGUCUCAGUGCGAGGGGGACGGUGGAGAGAAGGGGGAGAAAGGAGGGGACGGGGGAGAAGCCAAGGCGCCCAUCGCUGACUGUGAGCCGGAGCUCAGGAUCGAGGGGGAUCAGAACCUCGACCUGCACUCAAUCAGCAGCAACGAGGCUCAGCCUGUCCAGGUAGACCAGAAGGAAGGCCCUGAGAAAGACUCGGAGGACGAGGGUGGAGAGAAAGACAAGGAGAAAAGAGAAGAGGACAGUGCCCAGGAGAAGGAGAAACAGGAGGAGGACCCUGAGGGAGAGGGAGAAGGAAGAGUGGGCGAGGAGGGGGAGGGAGAGAAAGGGUUAAAGGAGAAGAUAGCAGAGGAAGACGCUCAACCUCCUAAGCCUCCCCGUCGACCCAGGAUCAUGCAAAUUAAAGUUACACUGCUGGAUGACACUCUGUAUGAGUGUGAGCUGGAUAAACAUGCCAAAGGUGUGGAGCUGUUCACCAAGGUGUGUGACCACCUCAACCUGCUGGAGAGAGACUACUACGGUCUGGCCAUCUGGGAGUCGCCCUCCAUGAAGACCUGGAUGGAUUUCACCAAGGAGAUCCGCAGGCAGGUUCAAGGUGCAAAGUUAGACAAGAUCUGUGCAGACGCACAAUCAUGUACAGGCACCAAUUAUGAUUUCACCUUCAAUGUGAAGUUCUAUCCACCUGACCCAGCCCAGCUUUCUGAAGACAUCACCAGGUACUACCUGUGUCUCCAGCUGCGUAAGGACAUCCUGGGGGGCCGUCUACCCUGCUCCUUUGUCACGCUGGCCCUUCUGGGUUCCUACGCACUGCAGUCCGAGCUGGGGGAGUACGACCCAGAGACACACGCACCAGACUACGCCAAGGACCUGAGGCUGGCCCCGGGACAAACCAAGGGACUGGAGGAGAAAGUCAUGGAGUUGCAUAAGACCUACAGGUCGAUGAGUCCAGCACAGGCAGACAUGGCCUUUCUGGAGAACGCCAAGAAACUAGCCAUGUACGGAGUGGACCUGCACCAGGCCAAGGAUCUAGAUGGAGUGGACAUCAUGCUGGGUGUUUGUUCUGGGGGUUUGAUGGUCUACAAGGACAAGUUGAGGAUCAACCGGUUCCCCUGGCCUAAAGUCCUCAAGGUCUCCUACAAGCGCAGCAGCUUCUUCAUCAAGAUACGCCCCUCAGAGCAGUUGGAGCAUUACGAAAGCGCCAUUGGUUUCAAACUGCCAAACUACAAGGCCUCCAAGAAGCUGUGGAAGGUUUGUGUGGAACAUCACACCUUUUUCAGGUUGACCUCUACUGAGGUGGCUACCACUCCCAGGAAGUUCCUAGUGCUGGGUUCUAAGUUCCGCUAUAGUGGGCGGACCCAGGCCCAGACCCGCCAGGCCAGCUCUAUGAUUGACAGGCCAGCCCCCCUAUUCCAACGCUCGGCCAGCAAGAGGAACUCACGCAGCAUGGACGAAGCCAUGGUGUCCACGCCAGACAAGAGCACUCGUCCUGUCAGUGCUCCCAUCAUGUCCCCCAUCUCUCCCGGGGAUGUCGCACCAUCCCCUGUGACCUCGGGCCUGCCCCGCGGUGAGCGGCGAGAAGCCUCCACCCCCACGGUUCGCAAGUCCCGCUCAGCAGAGAGGAAGACCAAGGAAGAGGCCAAGGUGGAGAGCAAGGUGACAGAGGUCUCCAAGACACAGAGCUCCAGACCACAGUCCACCCCAGAGUUCAAGAGGGAGGGAGCCAGGAGGAGUCGGCAUCAUGCCCCUGCAGUCACCACCACCACCACCAAUGGGACAGAGAGAGAGAGAAAGAGCCAGCAGCAUUCGUCCCGAGAGAGAACCGACACGGAGACGGUGCGAGUGAGGAAGAAAAGAGCUAAGAAACUUGAGGGUGAAACUAUUUAUAUCAGGCAUAGCAAUUUAAUGUUGGAGGACCUGGAUAAGACCCAGGCAGAGAUCAUGCGUCACCACACCAGUAUCAGUGAGCUGAAGAGAAGCUUCAUGGAGUCUGUUCCGGAGCCGCGGCAGAGCGAGUGGGACAAACGCCUGUCCACCCACUCACCCUUCCGCACGGCCAGCAUCAACGGACAGCUGCAGCCCGGCACUGACGGGCGAGGGAAGCGUCCUCUGUUUGAAUACCAGGUCAAAUGACUGAGACAGCAACAGCAGGCCUCCUCGCCCUCCGGGGGACCACCGCUCAGACACCACUAUCUACAGGAGGAAGAAGAUUGUACGUCUGAGGAGGACGAGGCUCGGGGCCGGGGGAACACUCUGAGGGUCUCUAUCGAAAUGCCUGAGGAAGAGCAGGAGGAGGAGGAGGAAGACAGGGUCAUUGGGCCCUCAGCCUGCCAGUUGUACCCAGCCAUGCUCCAGCUCCAACCGUCCCAUGUCUCCUUCUCUCUCCUGUCUGGACUGCUGGUCAUGUUUCUCACUCUGUGUUGGCUAGUGUUUAUCUGACUGGCCAGUUCGGUGGACAGAGAGAGCCCUCUACUGAAAUGAACCACCCAGUGACUGGCCGGUCCGGUGGACAAAGAGAGAGAGCCCUCUACUGAAAUGAACCACCCAGUGACUGGCCGGUCCGGUGGACAGAGAGAGAGAGCCCUCCACUGAAAUGAACCACCCAGUGACUGGCCGGUCCGGUGGACAGAGAGAGAGAGCCCUCCACUGAAAUGAACCACCCAGUGACUGGCCGGUUCGGUGGACAGAGAGAGAGAGCCCUCCACUGAAAUGAACCACCCAGUGACUGGCCGGUUCGGUGGACAGAGAGAGAGAGCCCUCCACUGAAAUGAACCACCCAGUGACUGGCCGGUCCGGUGGACAGAGAGAGAGAGCCCUCCACUGAAAUGAACCACCCAGUCAAGUAGCCUUGUUUAAGGACAGAGACAGAAUUCUCUUCUAUCUUCUAUUCUGUGUUCCGUCAUCUGACUCCAACACACAAAGACAGACAGACAGACAGACACAAAGACACAAAGACAGACAGACACAAACCCCUAUUGAACAUGACACUGAGUGAAUUACCAGGUUAUUUUGCAUUGAGGACAAUGGCGUUGUUGUCCUUGCCAGCACUUUUUUCCAGGAAGUGUUGAGAGCUGUAAAGGAAGUGUUGGCCUAGCGCCCUUGACUUAUAUCUGGACUUCAAGGAUCUUCUACAACUUUUACUUACAAUAUUCCACGAUGAAAAGAAAACAAAAUACAUCCAGUGUUACUAACAAACUUUGUUUGCCACACUGACUCUUCACUACUUGUGUUUAGCCUGUUUGACUACUGUUUAUUUUCUCCCUCCUGUCCACAGAAAUCUUAAACUUACACAUAUGUUGACGUCAUACGAUGCAAAAUGCAUCAUAGCGGCUGUAUUUCUGUAUUUUGAAAGUGAUAUAUCUUGAAAACUUGAUUGCUGACACGCAAAACAUUUUGGGAUUAUAUCAACAAUGGACGAAUGAAACAAAUACCAAAAUAUCGUUUUUGGGUGGAGUUUUCCUUUAAGCCAAAUUUUUCCCUUAAUUCUCAUUUUUCGAGGACUUUUUCUUUCAGUGGAAGUUAGCGUUCGUCCCUCAGUGUUUCAAUCAAUCAGUGUAGUGCGGUGUCUCCUGGACAGCUCUGCUGUAUGGCACAAGAUUAUUUCAAUCUAUGGCCAGCCGUCCCUCCAACCGCCUGUGAGAUCUGUAUUGCUGAUCUUGGAUCAGGUACCGACCUCUUAUUCAUUAUGAUUUUAAAAAAA